Molecule: messenger RNA, 633 nt
Organism: Cyclopterus lumpus (lumpfish)
Lineage: Eukaryota; Metazoa; Chordata; Actinopteri; Perciformes; Cyclopteridae
Product: 1-acyl-sn-glycerol-3-phosphate acyltransferase delta-like
Cellular component (GO): endomembrane system; mitochondrial outer membrane
Molecular function (GO): 1-acylglycerol-3-phosphate O-acyltransferase activity
Source: RefSeq, a predicted model, not a curated record
AUGGGCCUCCUGAAGCUGUUGAAAUCCCAGUUCUUGUGCCACCUGAUCAUGGUAGUGUUCCUGGUCAGCGGCCUCAUUGUCAAUCUGUUGCAGAUCUGUACUUUACCUCUGUGGCGGGUCAGUAAGCAGCUGGCCUGCAGGAUCAAUGUCAGACUGGGUUACUGCAUCAGCAGCCAGAUGGUAGCUGCCCAGGAAUGGUGGUCUGGGACAGAAUGCACACUUUACACAGACCCAAAGAGUUAUCCACUGUAUGGAAAGGAGAAUGCAAUUGUGGUUCUCAAUCUCACUUAUGAUAUUGACUUCCUGUGUGGCUGGACCAUCUGUGACAGAUUCGGAGUUCUUAAGGUAAAGACCAAAAGAGAGUUACGUUAUAUACCUGUUGUUGGCUGGAUGUGGUACUUCCUGGAGAUAGUUUUCUAAGAGGAGGACCGAAGGACGGUGGUUCAGAGCCUUCAGAACUUGCGGGAUUACCCAGAAAACCUUUGGUUCUUGCUUUUCUGUGAAGGAACACGCUUCACACCAUCAAAACACCGGAUCAGCAUGCAUGUGGCUGAGAGCAAAGGCUUACCCAAACUGAAGUAUCAUCUUCUGCCCAGGACCAAAGGAUUCUCUGUAUUUUGGGUGGAUGUUUAA